Microcebus murinus (gray mouse lemur) is the source of this 4245-nucleotide messenger RNA. The record is from RefSeq and is a predicted model, not a curated record. Lineage: Eukaryota; Metazoa; Chordata; Mammalia; Primates; Cheirogaleidae.
CAUAACCCCUUGCAUCUAAGGUUCCAGCUUCCUCUCCGUAUCUUAUGGGGGAGCCUCUUUGGAGAUCGAGUAGAGUAUAAACUCCCCAAAAAUGGAAAUGCCAGCUCCUUUAGUUAGAGCCUCAGCCAAAGUUUCUACUUUAGUAUGCACCUCUUCUCUUUCAUGGUGAAAAGUACCCCAGACGACUAAAGCUUCUACAGCCCGCAGCACAGGGAGCCUUCCUUUUAGGGGAGCAUGACUUCCCCUCACUGUGAUUCAGGACUGCCGUCAAUGUUGCCCACUUCUGGGCCUGAGCCCUUCUACCCCUUUGGUCUUGGUGUCUGCCUCUGGCUUUGUAGAUGUGAGCUCCCCCUGGGUCCAAACUGUCUGUCUCUCUGGGUGUGGGCUUCCUUGUGAUGUCAUGUCGUGGGCUGUUUAGCUCCUUUGGGUCUCAGGUACCCAUCUUCUCUUGGUGAAACCUCCUAAGCUCCCACUCUGUCCAUGUUGUUAGGGAGCUCCCAUGGUAGGCAGCUAAAGUCCCCCUUUUUCUAAGUAGUACCUGUGUCUCAGUGCAGGGGCUGUCACCUCUCCCAGGAUUACCCUUCUGCCCUUUUGGUAAGGGUUUUUGAACACCUUUCCCUACUUCUUUCACCACAUGAGCUGUCGCCUGCCUCAGUGUGAGGCUUCUAGCUCUAGCCACACCAGUUAUCUUUGGUGUAUCAUCUCUCCAGGGGCCAAGAACCCACUCCCCUUGGUAUUCAUAUUCAUGUCAGAUCCCUCACUGUGGAUAUGUAAUCUUACCAUCACCAAAAGAACCCACUGAGUGUUAGCAGUUGUAGAACAAGGGUUCACACCUACCCACUUCCCACCCUGCUGGUACCCAUUAGGAGUAUAAGGCUUCUUAAACCUGAGGUUCUUGUACUGUGAGGUGUGGGCUUUUCUCUCUGGGAUUUGCUUUCUCUAGGGUAAGGAAUUUUUCUUGGUCUUGCCUCCCCCAGGGAUAAGGUUCCUGCCUGCCUUGGUAUUGGUAUUAGUCCUUAUGCAUUUGAGGUGUCCGUGGUCUGUGUGUGUCCCCAUUAUGAGGGUAAACACCCUUUUUAGAUGUAGGUGCCCUCAGCUAAUGCUACCAAUCUCUCUCAUGAUUUCACACUCUAUGGGACAAAGGCAAAGGUUCCUUUCUGUGGGGAUUUAAGGCACCUGAGACUUGAGGGAGCGAGACCCUGGUGUAGUCACCUUCUCUGGGAUUAAAGGUUCCUCUGGUGUUCCAAGGUGGGGAUUCCCAGUUCUCCACCCUUGGUAUUGGGCCUCUCAAUGGGGAGAUAACUAUCUAUACCCCAGGACUUAACACAUCCACCUUCCAGAGCCUCUGUGUGGCUGAGUCAGCAGCCUCCCCUGGAUUGAGGAUCACCCUCCAACAUACUUCCUAGAGCUCCAGGCCAUUGAGGCGGAAGCUCUCUUAGAUCAAAGGCACCUCAGACAUGGUACCAGACCUCUGUGGGCAUGUGAUAGCCCCCAGUAUUAGGGACUGCUUGUGUUAGCUCCCCAGGACUUGAGCCUUCUACCCUCUCCUGCCCUUCUCAAGUCUUUUUGUGUGGUGGUGCCCUCUCCCCUGAGGUGAAGCUGGGGGGCACUUUGUUAUUGGCUUUGGCCCAUCAUUUUAGGUGUUGGUUCCUGUGGGUCUGGUGUACUGCUCAGCCUACCCACGCCUUUUAGCUCCUUCCUUGCGUGGAUUUGCUUUCCUCUUGGACAAAGGAUCCUCUUAGCAGCGUCCGUCUCCAAGAGAGUAUGAAGAGAGUGCGUCUGUAGGGCAGGGAAGAUGGCGGACAAGCGCAAACUCCAAGGUGAGAUUGAUCGCUGCCUCAAGAAGGUGUCCGAGGGUGUGGAGCAGUUUGAAGAUAUUUGGCAGAAGCUCCACAAUGCAGCCAACGCGAACCAGAAAGAAAAGUAUGAGGCUGACCUAAAGAAGGAGAUUAAGAAGCUACAACGGCUGAGGGACCAGAUCAAGACAUGGGUAGCGUCCAACGAGAUCAAGGACAAGAGGCAGCUUAUUGACAACCGCAAGCUCAUUGAGACGCAAAUGGAACGGUUCAAAGUUGUGGAACGAGAGACUAAGACCAAAGCUUAUAGCAAGGAGGGCCUGGGUCUGGCCCAGAAGGUGGACCCUGCCCAGAAGGAAAAGGAAGAGGUUGGCCAGUGGCUCACGAAUACUAUCGACACCCUAAACAUGCAGGUGGACCAGUUUGAGAGUGAAGUGGAGUCACUGUCGGUGCAGACACGCAAGAAGAAGGGCGACAAGGAUCAGAAGCAGGACCGGAUUGAGGGCUUGAAGCGGCACAUCGAGAAGCACCGGUACCACGUGCGGAUGCUAGAGACCAUCCUGCGCAUGCUGGACAAUGACUCCAUCCUCGUUGACGCCAUCCGCAAGAUCAAGGACGAUGUUGAGUACUAUGUCGACUCAUCCCAGGACCCUGACUUCGAGGAGAAUGAGUUUCUCUAUGACGACCUGGACCUAGAGGACAUUCCACAGGCGCUGGUCGCCACCUCCCCCCCCAGCCACAGCCACAUGGAGGAUGAGAUCUUCAACCAGUCCAGCAGCACACCCACCUCGACCACCUCCAGCUCUCCCAUCCCGCCCAGCCCAGCCAACUGUACCACGGAAAACUCCGAAGAUGAUAAGAAGAGAGGACGCUCAACAGAUAGCGAAGUCAGCCAGUCUCCAGCCAAAAAUGGCUCCAAGCCUGUCCACAGCAACCAGCACUCUCAGUCCCCAGCUGUGCAGCCCACCUACCCCUCCGGCCCCCCGCCUGCUGCCUCUGCCUUGAAUACCACCCCUGGCAACAAUGGGGCCCCUGCCCCAGCAGCACCCCCAAGUGCCCUGGGCCCCAAGGCCAGUCCAGCUCCCAGCCACAACUCGGGUACCCCUGCCCCCUACGCCCAGGCUGUGGCACCCCCGGCCCCCAGCGGGCCCAACACCACCCAGCCCCGGCCCCCCAGUGUCCAGCCUAGUGGGGGAGGCAGCGGAGGUGGUGGAGGCAGCGGAGGAAGCAGCAGCAGUAGCAACAGCAGUGCCGGCGGAGGUGCUGGCAAGCAGAAUGGCGCCACCAGUUACAGCUCAGUUGUGGCAGACAGCCCGGCAGAGGUGGCUCUGAACAGCAGUGGGGGCAACAACGCCAACAACCAGGCUCUGGGACCCCCUUCCGGCCCUCACAACCCACCUCCCAGCACCUCAAAGGAACCCGGUGCAGCAGCUCCAACUGGGGCUGGGGGUGUGGCCCCAGGCUCAGGGAACAACUCAGGGGGACCCAGCCUCCUCGUGCCGCUGCCUGUGAAUCCCCCCAGCUCCCCAACACCCAGCUUCAGCGAGGCCAAGGCAGCCGGUGCCCUGCUCAACGGACCUCCGCAGUUCAGCACUGCCCCGGAGAUCAAGGCCCCCGAGCCUCUGAGCUCCUUGAAGUCCAUGGCAGAGCGGGCAGCCAUCAGCUCUGGCAUUGAGGACCCUGUGCCAACGCUGCAUCUGACUGAGCGAGACAUCAUCCUGAGCAGCACGUCAGCACCUCCAGCCUCCGCCCAGCCGCCCCUGCAGCUGUCAGAGGUGAACAUACCGCUGUCACUGGGUGUGUGUCCCCUGGGCCCUGUACCUCUCACCAAGGAGCAGCUCUACCAGCAGGCCAUGGAAGAGGCCGCCUGGCACCACAUGCCCCACCCCUCUGACUCCGAGCGGAUACGGCAGUACCUCCCCCGGAACCCCUGUCCGACGCCCCCCUACCACCACCAGAUGCCGCCCCCACACUCGGACACCGUGGAGUUCUACCAGCGCCUGUCAACUGAGACACUCUUCUUCAUCUUCUACUAUCUGGAGGGCACUAAGGCACAGUACCUGGCAGCCAAGGCCCUGAAAAAGCAAUCAUGGCGAUUCCAUACCAAGUACAUGAUGUGGUUCCAGAGGCACGAGGAGCCCAAGACCAUCACGGAUGAGUUCGAGCAGGGCACCUACAUCUACUUUGACUACGAGAAGUGGGGCCAGCGGAAGAAGGAAGGCUUCACCUUUGAGUACCGCUACCUGGAGGACGACCUCCAGUGACACCGGCCCUCCUUCCACCCAAUCCCUCCCCCGCAUGCUGAUCCCCUGCCCAGGUGAGGCCCUGCCCUGGAAGACUGGGGAGGCCCCAAGCAUGGGGCAUCCCCCUCUCCCGGGAAGUAGGGAGGGGCUGGGAGGCUUUCUCUUCCUCUCAGCCCGCCCGGGGCCCGGGCGAGGGCUGCCCCUCC